This is a messenger RNA of Bradysia coprophila, 658 nucleotides long. RefSeq lists its product as uncharacterized. The record is from RefSeq and is a predicted model, not a curated record. NCBI's taxonomy places the organism in Eukaryota, Metazoa, Arthropoda, Insecta, Diptera, Sciaridae.
UUUAUGAUUGUAGAAAAAGAAAAGAUCUGGUCUUUCGCAUAGGUCGAUAUAAAAGCGAGCAUAAGGAAAGAUUUUUUAUCAGAUUUAAGUGGAAGCUCGAACGAGAUACUCGAAGAUUAUUAUUUUGUAUUGGAAUUAAGACAGUUCACAGUGUUUAAAAUGUUUAAGGUAAGCCUUCUGCUCGUAUGUGCCGUCGGACUAAGCUCAGCUGCAACAGUUUACAACGUGCGACCAGUUAACAAUGAACCUUCAGAUUUAGAAGGCGCAGAGAGCGCACAAUUCGGUUUCGGAGGAGGAUUCGGAUCUCCUUAUGGUGGUUAUGGAGGAUAUGACAACUUCGGAGGUGGCUAUGGAGGUUAUGGUGGAUAUGGAGGUCCCGGAGGUUUCGGUGGAGGUUAUGGCGGCUAUGGAGGUUAUGGAGGUUACGAUGGAGGCUAUGGAGGUGGUUAUGGAGGUUAUGGAGGCUACGGAGGAUAUGGUGGAUAUGGUGGAUAUGGAGGAUACGGUGGAUAUGGAGAUUAUGGUGGUUUCGGUGGCGGAUGUUGCGGUGGAUUCGGUAAAAAAUAAAUCUGUACGUACACAGCUAUGAUGAAAAACGGUUUCUAGAAAAUUAACUGUGAUGUGAGUGUCUAAUAUAGACACUGUCUAUACAAACAAA